This is a messenger RNA of Rubroshorea leprosula, 2105 nucleotides long. Lineage: Eukaryota; Viridiplantae; Streptophyta; Magnoliopsida; Malvales; Dipterocarpaceae. The record is from the annotation of a GenBank genome assembly.
GGCUGCACUCUUCCUUUGCUUGUUUGUUCACCAAAUAGCUUCCAAAUCUCUACCCAUCUUGCAACAUCUAAGCUUCUCCCAGUCACAACCGGUCCCUCUGCUUCUUUUUUUUUAUGCUUCCCUAGAUCUACCCAAAACAGCAACCCACUUCUUCCAACUUCCAGAUCUACUGCCGGUGGCUCCAGAUUAAUUACCACACACGGUGGUCCCCCCGGGAACUCCUCUUGCCCCACAGAUCAACUUGGCUUGUGGCCGGUACUCACUUCCAGGCAGCCUUUCCUUGCUCAAGUUGCUUCCAUGGCCAGUGACCGAGAAGAGCAAACCAUGCCCACCGGAUCUGCUUCCAUGGCCGGUUCAAAGGCCACUCCUUGCUUGAGGUCACCUCCACCAAAUUUAAUUGAAAUCUUUCAAAACCGUAACCUUCAAGAUGAUAUAAACAAGGUACUUUCAUCCUCGGUUUCUUGAUGUUAUGGAAAAUAUUUCUGUUCUGGCCCCUCCACAACUCACCAAAAAAUCCGAAGGGAGGAAAGUAGUGAAAGAGAAUGAGGACCUGGAAUCUGCCAUGGCCGCCCAGAUCAGCCAACCAAAUCUGCCAAGGAGAGCUCCCAAACUUCAAGUCAAAAGGAAAUUUGUUGCUCCUGCAGAUUCCACGGAAGAAGAUACCCCCUCCAAGCAGCGAAGAACCGGAGGGAUCAAGAGGUCAACGGUAAAACCAUCUGCAGCCAAGAAACUUAUCAAAUCUGCCUCUCCCUCGAGGUCCUCUUCUGCCACGGAAACCGAGACACAACUUGACAAAACAGAAGAUGUUUCCUUCGGACCUGCUGCCACAAAAGCUCCCGUUGAAGACAUAUCUGCUGAGGGGUGAUGAAAGCAAUUCUGGCUCCACUCAUACCAAAUCUGGCGAUGGUUCUUCACCCGCCACAAAGGUUAGGGGUUCUAGAUUCUCUUCACGCAUAGCAAGCAAAAACUUUAGAACAGUUAGACUGAAUGAACUCAUCGAUCUAAGCCUAGACAAAGAGAAUACCCUUACACCUGUAGCUUCUCCUGCUAGGCAUGUUGAUGUUGAUGACAUUGAGGUUGUUUUACUGUUCUGAAAUCUGCUUAGAUCUUGAAAUUUGUCACCAUAUCUGCCAGUUGCCAUUUUUGAUCUUUGUCUUUACGUUUUAUAGAGUGAUGCUGCCGACGUGCCCAUGAUUGAUGAUGAUUUGGAAAAUGAACUCCUUGCUCAACUGGACAUGUUGAUGGAUACUCCGGCUAAAUCUGGAUCUGCCACAGAUAAAGGGAAGGCAGUUGCUGAAGAAGUGGAUUUUGAUAUCAACCUUCCUACUCAGGAGCAGAUUAGUUUUGCGAUCAUGACCUUGCAGGAGCUCCUUGAUGGUGGUCCCUCCCAUUUCUGCAAGGUGCCAGACCAGCCAGCUGCCUUUGAAGCGGCUCAAAUCCUUAGCCGAGCUCCACAGUUAUCAUCAUCUCAACAAAAAUUUUGGGCAGACUUCACCACCAUCUACACCCAUUUCAGCAGAAAAUUCUGGGUGCUUGAAAGCAAAGUAGCGGCUGCAGAUUCUGUCAGGAAGUCUGUAGCAGACAGCACUGCCACUGUUUUGAAGAAGAAAGAAGAAUUCUUGGCAGCAAAGGAAGCUCAUGUCAUGCAAGUUACACAUGUCCAAGGGCUCAAAGAAAAAAUCUCUAACCUUGAAGCCGAGCUUUCGGAGUUGAGAAACCAAGUCCCUCUUGCGGAGCAAUCUGAAAAGAGUUUGGCAGAACAAAGAAACAAGCUUCGCAUGGACAUGGAAGCUGGGUUGAAAUUUACUGCCAAGAUCAAGGAGCAGCUACCUUCCUUCACAGCCUCUGCAGACGAAGCCGUCGAAGAGAUAAAGACCAUGAAAGAGGAAUGGAGUUCAUGGCAAAACAACCUUAGUUGAUUUUUCUCUUAUGUAUCUUCUUAUCUCUUUGUUGGCUGGAAUUGCACAUUGUCAUGUUUGAACUUAUUGUUUGCGGCCUAUUGGCCAUGCGAACUUCUCUUCAAUGUUGAUUUCUUUUUUGGCUCAUAUUCUGGAAAUCUGCUUGCUGUACUUUUGUUCAUACUCUGGUACAGGUUGAAAUCUGUC